This is a messenger RNA of Diatraea saccharalis (sugarcane borer), 838 nucleotides long. NCBI's taxonomy places the organism in Eukaryota, Metazoa, Arthropoda, Insecta, Lepidoptera, Crambidae. The record is from the annotation of a GenBank genome assembly.
AUGAGUUGUUUAUUGAGUUUUGAAAUUUAAUUUAAUUUUAUGCAUGAAAGAAAAAGGAAAGGGUUAUCAUGAGAAAUCAAGAAAGUACCGUGGCGACAUCUAGUUUGAUUUCACGAACGAAUUUUUUUUUUAAAUACUCAUUGUGUGAAAUGCGCCAUUAAUAAAAAAAGAAAGUUUACCUUACUUGUCGUUGUCACUGUCAGCUGUCAAGUAAGUCAAAGUCAAGAAAAAAAAUAGAGUUUAUGGUUAGGAAAAUUAUAAUCAUGCCUAUUUUAUUAUUUAAAGUUUGAUAAACAAUAUUUUAGAAUUACUUGAAAAUGUCGGUACCGUGUGAUAUGUUAUUACAUCCAGAGCUUUUAAGUAAUAGUCAACUUAUAGCUCUAAUCAAAGAGCGACGUCUUCAUAUCCCUGAUGUGGAACGUAUGCAUAGAGAUGAAUUAUUACAAGUUUUUCAUAGUUACUGUGUUCCGUAUGGUCAAAGAAAAUACAGAGACACAGGGAGAGGGAAAAUAUUAAAUCAAGCGCGAAAUGUAUCUUCAGAGCCUGCAGUGAAACUUAACGUAUUUAACGAUAGUCAUCACAGAAAAAUAUCACAUAUGGAUAAUUGUGAAAGAUUAAAACCUCCUCCUGAUUUAUUAUCUGGGCAUUUGAAGAGAAUUAAAUUAGAUAUUAAACCUGUGUCUGAUGUUAUCAGUUCUAAAAGAAAAAUGUCUAUUGAUUCGGUAAGUGUUUUGCUUAAAUAUAAACUUAAUAAAGUUUGAGGCAUAUUUUAUAGAAACUUCUUAACAUAAGUAAUCAAACAAAGAUGCUUUAUAUAGUAACCAUUACUAUAAUCCAG